Molecule: messenger RNA, 2921 nt
Organism: Terrapene triunguis (Three-toed box turtle)
Lineage: Eukaryota; Metazoa; Chordata; Testudines; Emydidae
Product: cytoskeleton-associated protein 2-like
Exons: 10
Coding region: 45-2351 (768 amino acids)
Cellular component (GO): mitotic spindle; cytosol; centrosome
Source: RefSeq, a predicted model, not a curated record
GCAGGGCCGCUUUGCUGGGCUCCGGCGGAGAACUUGAGGGCGCCAUGGAGCGGGCGCGGGCCACGGCCGCCCAAGAAGAGCGGCAGAAGAAGCUUCAGGAGUAUUUAGCAAUCAAAGGAAAGCUGAAAUGUCCAAAUACAAAACCCUAUUUAAAGGACCGGACCAAUCAGCCAAAUCCACAGUUACCACGACUUUCUAAAUCAGGGCCUGUUGUCCAGCCCCAGAAGGAUGUUCUCUCAAAAGUGUCCAAAUGCAUACCGAAGGAUCACGCACCUGCUGUCAAAAACACAAGAAGUGCACGUCGUGCUCUUCAGCAUAGGUCCUCAAAUGCCCCUGGGUCCCAGAGGCCAAAGAGUAUACCUCCCAACCUUCUGGGAAAGAGGACAGGGCCACCUGCCAACCUUCUACCAAACAAAAGCCAUUGUGUGCAACUGAACAGAAUGGCAUCAUCAUCUACCUGUCAUCAGUUAAAUCAAAUACAAGAGACUGUGAAAUCUGAAAAUCCGGGGUCAGUCACAGAUCAAAGGGCUGUAAUGUUGACCCAGACUGGAAAUGAUCCCCAGUGUGGGGAGCACCACUCAGUAACUGAGAAUUUGCAAGAAAUGGUAGACUGUGAUAAAGUAAAUCUUCAUAGUAAAACCGUUCUAGAAUCUUCUGAGAACAGGACAGAGUCUGGACUGGACAUCAAAGUACAAUCUAGGACUGGUUUAAAUAAGCCAGAGAGCAAAAGAGGUUUGGUUCACAGGCAUUCCUUGGGCACAGCUCCAAGGAACAAUGUGGGUCUGAAAGACAGAGUUACUGCCUGUCAGACCAGUAAGGAACUAAUUUGGAAUAAACUAGCAAAAUCUCCACCUGGCUGUAAAGUCAUGUGUCCUCAAAAACACAGCAGCAAAGCCCGGGGGUCAGUGCCUCCUUCCCAGAUAUUUACUGUUUCUAGUACUCGGCUAUCCAAGAAAUCAGGUGCAGAAAAACAGUGUCUACAUCCCAGUGUUAUGAGGCAAAACACAGUGAAAUUACAGGCAGUUGGAAUGCUUGGUCUUGCAAGACAGCCCACACAAAAGCAAUAUGUGAAGCACUCAAGAACAUGUAAAACUCCUGGCGCUCUGGAAGUUGGAAGGUCCAAACAACAGGUUAGAGCUGGACAAGAUCUGAAACUGACAAGGUCUCCCAUAAAUUCUCAUGUCUCCAAGAGGCCCUCUGUGAUGGAACUGAAAGCAAAAUCAAAACCCAUGUCAGAGAGACCCAAUUCAAAAACAAGUGGCACAGCCAACUGGCAAAUGAAUGCAACAAAAGGGAAGCAGGGCAUUAAAGACUUGAAGAAAGCUUCUCAGACUUGUGAUACAAAAUCCAAAAGCACUCUCCCCAGAAACUGUACUGCAAGCACAUGCAUGUCCAGAGACCAAGCCAGUGUUGGCAUGCUUAGGAAUAUGAGAGAAACACCCAAGCGAGAGCUGUUAAGAGUAAAAGAGAUUCUGGGUAAUCAGGAUCCCAAGACCUCAGCUGCUGAGAAUCGCAAGAAGCAACUGGAGCAGUGGUUGGCAUCCAAAGGGAAAUUGUAUAAACGUCCACCCAUGACACUGCCUGCUAAAAAGCCAACCAAGGAGAUGAUGAACCUGUCCUUCUGGAAUGGCAUGGAGAAGGAGGAGAAGAGAAAGCAGCUCUGCGUGACGGACAAGAUCAAUGGCAUGUUGGCAGAGUGUCUGGAACUUGCUGAGAAGGGUUUUCCUUCAGAGGAGCUCUUCUCCACACUGUCCAGUAUCCCAGAGGCAGAGAAGUUUGCCAAGUUCUGGAUCUGCAAGGCAAAGCUGCUGGCUCGUAAUGGCACCAUUGACAUGACUGGGUUGUAUGAAGCAGCGGUUUGUGCUGGUGCUGCGCCAAUCCAGGAGCUGAGAGAAGUUGUUGUUGAGUUUUUGAAAAAUACAGACAACGUAUACCAAGGGGUCUCUGCACACCCUUCUGCUGAAGUCAGCUCUCAUAUAGUGGAGGAUGCAGCUGAACAGACGGUGCUUCAGGGUCCCAGAACUCCUUGCCCUGGCAUGAGAGAGCAGGUUGUGGCAACUCCACAGUCCAGUUUAAGGUUCUUGACUAGCAAGCCAGUCUCCUUGGUCAAGUUACAAGUUGUCCCCGUGCCCAGAAUGAAGGGACUGUCUGAUAUGCAAGACUUGAAAUUCUUAACCCCAGUGCGGCGUUCUCUGCGGAUAGAGCAUGCCAUAUCCCGUUACCCAGAGAUGCUGAAGGAACAUGACACCGUAGUGUCUUCCCUUGAUGAAAUAAUGGCCAUGGAGGAUGUGAGCCAGAUUGUGUUUCGUAAAAAUGAGGCCUUGCUGGAAGAGGAGGAGCUGGAGCUUUAGGCUGGUGGUGUUCACAAGCUUCAUGGCCUUCUGUUAUGGUUUCCUCUGCCCGGGGUGAAAGUAACUUAAAGGACUUACCGGUACUCCAGAGUCCUGUGGAGGGGGACACCCCCCUGCACCCCAAUCAACACUGACAGCAUCCCCCCACCCCAUUGACACUGACCCCGUGCCCCCCACCAGCUGACAGGAUGCCCCAGGAUAAUCAGCGAGGGCACGCAGGGCUGCACUUAUUUAUACGCUACAAUACAGGGCAUUCACUGGCCACUUUCCCACCAAAGGACCCCACCCCCCGGAAUCCUACUUGCAUCUGGUCUGAUUCUCGACCUGCUCCCUGCCCCAUGGGGGACCAGCACUUCUGCCCCCAUCCAGAGAUCUAGCCCCAUGGCUAGCCGGGCUCAGACAGGCCCCUGAGAUGAUGCUCCCCGGCUGGGCCUUUUGUCCCGAGCUGCACUACCCAAACCUCGGGAGUUUUCCAGAUAAACCCAGCGCAACCUGAGUCCCUCAGUAUGAGGCUUCCUCCCUUUCCAAGAAGGGGACGACCUUCCCCCUGCCCUUCCUGGAAUGUCUCCC